UGGGAGAUUUUUAUAAUACGGUAUUCCCGAGAACGUGCUCCGGAGCUCAGCUGUCGUGCUCUUCCUUUAACCUCUUCAGGCAAGAAGCUGCUGUCUUCACCAUGGCCUCCAUUUCUAGACCGAUUAAUGAGUUCUGCCUUGACCUUUAUAAAGAGUACAACAAAAAUGCAGAGGGCAUGAAUAUCAUCUUCUCUCCGAUGAGCAUCUCUAUUGCCCUGGCCCUGGUCGAGUUGGGUGCAAAGCACAACAGUGCUGCUCAGAUAGAAAAAGUGCUUCAUUUGAGGAAAGCUACAGGAAGAAUGAGCCUUGGAUCCACUCCUGAGACCACAGCUCCAGAAAUCGAGCUGGAUCAAAGCCAGGAAAGACAGCCUUACUUCUCACUGGGUAGCACGGAUGGGGGAACUCACCAUGAAGAGUUCCAUGCACUGCUUCUACAACUACAAAACCUUGACAAAAGAUAUAUUUUGAGCCUGGCCAACAAUCUGUUUGUGCAACAGGAAUUUGAAUUCCGGCAGCAAUAUUUAAUGUGUGCUAAGGAACUAUAUGGAGCAAUACUGCAAACAGUUGAUUUUCAAAAUGCUCUUGAAGCAGCCAGAGAAAAAAUUAACUCUUGGGUUGAAAGUGAGACACAAGGUAAAAUCACGGAACUCUUUGCUCCUGGUGUGCUCGACUCACAUGCAGUGCUGGUGCUGGUGAAUGUAAUCUACUUCAAAGCAUCUUGGGAACACAAGUUUGAGGAAAAAAAUACAGUACAGAGAGAUUUUAGACUGAAUCAGAAUGAGAGCAAACCUGUACAGAUGAUGUAUCAGAAAGGCAAGUUUAAAUUAAGCUACAUUGAGGAGAUUGGUGCUCAGAUCCUUGAACUCCCUUAUGUUCAGAAGUCACUGAGUAUGAUUAUCCUGCUGCCAGAUGACAUGGCUGAUGGAUCUACCAAUGGGCUGGAACAGAUUGAAAAGGCAAUGACCUAUGAAAAGUUAGUGCUGUGGACCUCUUCCGAACACAUGUCUGGGGGAACAGUGGAGGUGUAUCUCCCACGAUUUAAGCUUGAAGGCAGCUUUGACCUCAACUUGUUCUUACAAGCAAUGGGGAUGACUGAUGUCUUCCUUGAAUCAAAAGCUGAUCUCUCUGCAAUGUCAUUUUCAAAAACUCUGUUUCUGUCAAAGGUUGUCCACAAGACCUAUGUGGAAGUCAAUGAGGAAGGCACCAUAGCAGCAGGCGCUACAGGAGCUGAAAUUGUAAGGAGAUCUCUUCCUUUCACUGAGGUGUUUAUGGCUGACCACCCUUUCUUAUUCUUUAUUAGGCAUAAUCCCACCGAUAGUAUUCUUUUCCUUGGCAAGCUCUGCUCACCUUAAAAUCAAGGCUGUUUUCUAGAAUUGUAAGAAACACUGAAAAAUGAUGAAAAUCAGCAAUAGUCCCCAAUGCAUUCUUAAUCCUUUGACAGCCACCUUGUAUUUCAAAGGAAUUCACUGCAGACAUUUUAGCUUAGAACCAUGAGUUGGACACUCCUUGAAUGGCAGGUUUUGAUCUGGCUUGACACCAUGAGUAAAUUUUGCCUGAAUCUCACUGGAUUUGAAGAACAUUCUGUUUCCUCAAGUCCCAUAUAUGCUUCUAUAUCUCUUACAGUUCUCCAGCCCAACCAUGAAGCAUAGAACAGCACCUGCCUGGUCCUGCAAAGAUGGAGCUGGUACUCUGAUGUCUGGGGAGAACUGUCUGUAACAGUUUUCAGUAACUGCCAGUAAAAACAGAGUAACCCUGCCCUGUAUUUCAUGAUUCCUAGCCAUCUGGGUCCUGAUCAACAGAAAGAUGCUUUAAAAACUCUUUUUGCUUAUCCACAUUCUGUAGCUGUAGCAAAUCCUUUGCACAGUGGAGAUCUGCCUUUGAUAAUUCCCUUUUCUACAGCAACAGUUGCAGCCAAGCAGGAGAUACUUAUUUACAGCAAAUAUACAUAUGAACUGAAAACUGUACCACUUUCUUUCCAGUGAUGUGUACUGGAUCUGCCUUUGUGUUAUUCUGUGCUACAUAAAAGCUUUAUGCUAGAAGCAG
Molecule: messenger RNA, 2043 nt
Organism: Dromaius novaehollandiae (emu)
Lineage: Eukaryota; Metazoa; Chordata; Aves; Casuariiformes; Dromaiidae
Product: leukocyte elastase inhibitor-like
Exons: 8
Coding region: 102-1352 (416 amino acids)
Biological process (GO): negative regulation of endopeptidase activity
Molecular function (GO): serine-type endopeptidase inhibitor activity
Source: RefSeq, a predicted model, not a curated record